AGGAGGGACAGGAGAGAGAGAGAGAGACAGAGAGAGAGAGAGAGAGAGAGAGAGAGAGGAGGUGAGCAGAGCGCACACGUCGCACUAUCAGCUGAAUCCAUCUAAGAAAACAAGUCGCAGGGAGUCCGGGGUCCGAGCUGCGUAAAGGCAAGUUUUGACGCUUCGCACUAAAAAAGACAAGACAAGCGCACCGGACGGAGACGCAGCUGGCCGUCAUGGCCCGUGGUGGUGGUGGUGGUGGAGAACAGUUCGGAGAGUGCGUCCUCACCGAGUGUGGAAGGGGAAAAAGGUGGUGCGCUGCGAUCAGCACCCUGCCGCCGCCGCUUCUUCUUCUUCUUCCUGCGCUCCUCAGACGGUGUUGAGUUAAAAAAAAAAGGAGCUCCGUUUGUUGUUGUUGAAGCUUUGGUGCUGGAAAACAAAAAACUAAAAAAGUGUGGACGGACGCGCAACCACCACAACCGAAAGGGGGGACCCACACAUGCAAAGGCAAAUAUGCUGUUCCGUAGACUCGGAACCGACUCGCAGCAGCGUUACCGAGCGGAGCUUUACGCGCGGUCACACAGCAGCAGCAGCAGCAGCAGCAGGACCGCAUGAAGGACACGGAGGCGCACACAGAGAAAAAGAGGGGAAAAGUUGAACGCGGUAGCAGGGGGUUUGUAAUGGAGAACGGCUCGCCAAAGGUCUCUGGAUCCAAAUGUCACCCCCUUUGGACUCUGCCCUGGUCGGGGACCAGCAGUGUGUGACGGACAGGCGAGUGGAGCCUGCGGUGGCCCUCUACUGCGUGGCUUCAAAUUGGCCCUGGCUGAGCUCUGCAUGGAGCAACGAGUGAAGAGUCCUGCUAUGGUCUGAUGUCUCAGCAUGGAUGGAGUCAGUCAGAGGACUGGCCACCACUAAUGAGACCAUCGCUCUUCAGCUGAGGACUAGCAUUUACAGGAUUACUCCCACGGUUUCCUGCUCUUUCCCCAGCUAACUGCAUCAUUACCAAACUCUCCUAGUUGGACUUUUCCUGGGUCUUGGUUUUUGGUGGAUAUAUACGUCAUUGCCUUUUUUGAUUUUCAUAUUUGUUCAAUUCCCUCCCAGUUCAUUUUUUUUUUUUUAUAUAGUUGGUUUUCCUUUUCCUGUUUUGUUUUUUCACUAUGGAGUUUCUGGUUGGACCCUGGAAUAAAGAUUGGGCUUCAUUCUUGCAAUUUUGGUUGACUGUCAUCCUAAGCCUCCAAAUGCAAUUCAGCCCGGGCGCCUGUUGCCCGGACGAGUGUCGUUGUGACAAGCCGUUUGUGUACUGCAACGAGCGCAGCCUGACAUCAGUGCCUCUGGGGAUACAGGAGGGCUUCAAGGUCCUCUUCCUACACAACAACCAGAUAAACAAUGCUGGCUUCCCAUUGGAACUUCACAAUGUGGCCACCGUGGAGACUGUGUAUCUCUUCGGCAACCAGCUGGAUGAGUUUCCCAUCAAUCUGCCCAAAAACACCAGGGUCCUGCACCUCCAGGAGAACAAUAUUCAAACGAUCUCCAAGGCGGCCCUGGCCCAGCUGACUCGACUAGAGGAGCUGCACCUUGAUGAUAACUCCAUCUCCACGGUGGGGGUGGAAGAAGGGGCCUUUAGGGAGGCGAUAAGCCUCAAACUCCUCUUCCUCACCAAGAACCACUUAAGCAGUGUUCCCAUUGGCCUUCCCGAGGACCUGAAAGAGCUGCGGUUGGACGAGAACCGUAUUGCUCACAUCGCAGAGGAGGCCUUUCAGAAUGUGACACGUCUGCAGCGCCUCCUGCUGGACGGGAACCUGCUGACGGACGAGGGCAUUGCGCCAGGGACCUUCCAGGACCUGGCCACCCUCCGUGAGCUGGCACUGGCCCGCAACUCCCUCACUUUCCCCCCUCCCCUCCUACCGAGCCAGUCGCUGGUCAAACUCAGCCUGCAGGAGAACCAGAUUGACCAGAUCCCUGUGGCAGCCUUCGCUGAGCUAAACAGGCUGGAAAAACUGGAUAUCUCCAGCAACCAGCUUCAGACUCUUACACAGGGUGUGUUCGAUGGCCUGUCGAGCCUGAGGCACCUCAUGGUGCGGAAUAACCCCUGGCGUUGUGACUGCGCUGUGAAAUGGGUGGUGGUGUGGCUCAAGUCUUUGCCCUCCUCCAUCAACGCCCGGGGGUUCGUGUGCCUGAGUCCGGACAAGGUGCGCGGCAUGGCAAUCAGAGAGCUCACGCUGGAUAUUAUAGAGUGCCCGGUCGAUGCCGACCUGCCGCCCUGGCCCACCCUCCGUUCCACACCCCCUCCCCCACCCACAACCACCCCUAUCCCCACCAUGAUCUCCACCCUCAUCACCACAUCCAUCCCUUACUACUUUGACUCACCCUCCCCUCCCUUACCCCCGAUCCAUAACAACCCUCCCGGUCCUCUGCCUCCUUACGAGGACCCCCUUCAGAUCUCCUUCCAUGUGGUCAACUCCACCAGUAUCGAGGUGAGCUGGGCUUCCUAUUUCACCGUCACAGCCUACAAGGUCACUUGGGUCAAAAGGGGCCAAAGCCAAAUAAACGAAGGGUUGCGGGAGAGGACGGUGAGCGGGGACCGGCGGCAUAUUAGCCUCACCAACCUGGAGCCCCGAUCGGUGUACCGGAUCUGCGUGCACGUGCUGGACACCCUUAACUCCUACAGGCCCGGAGAGGAUACUAUAUGCUCCGAGGCCAGGACCAAGGCUGUUGCGUCUACCAAGCCUCCGGGUAGAGAGCAAGCUCCUCAGGAGAGCAUCAACUCCACGCUGCUAAUGGCUGGGAUCAUAGGUGGGGCGGUGCUCGUCAUCCUGGUAACACUGCUCAGCCUGUUCUGCUGGCACAUGCACAGGAAGAGCCGGUCGUCUUCGACCAAGUGGAAAUACAACCGGGGCAGGAGAAAAGACGACUACGGCGAGGCCGGGACCAAGAAGGAUAACUCCAUUCUGGAGAUGACUGAGACCAGUUUCCAGAUAGUGGCGCUGAACAAUGAGCAGCUGCUCAAGGGAGAUUUCCGCAUUCAGCCCAUCUACACGCCCAACGGGGGCAUUGGAUUUAGAGACUGUCACCUCAGCAACAACAGCAUAGCCUACUGCAAGAGCAGCAACGUGCCCAGUACAGAGUUCUGCCACACGUGAUGCAGCGGCAAAUAGUACAGCAAGCAUUCACACACACAUACCAGAAAACACUUAUUACACACAUAAAUACACACACAUUUGUGAAGACGACAAAAAAGCAUAAAAAUUCUAGUGAAAUAUAACUGUACUAUAUAUAUUUCCAAGUUCUGUCUACGAUGUAAUUUAUACUGUGGAUAAUAAUGUGGGAUUCUCUGCUAUCUUUUUUAUCCUUAGAAAAAGAGAUACGAGUGUUUCUUUUUUUUAUAACCAGCAGGGUUUUGAACGUUGUUUUAAUGGUCAGUACUGUACAUGAACAUGGAUUUGUACAAUCACGGCACCCUGGGUGUAGCUUCUGACUGUCCGCCUCGUGAAACGUUGGGGCGCUUAGAGGGCUGGGAUCCUUUGCUAACCACAGAAGCAAAAUAUGGCCUUUUUUUUGCUCUUUGAAACACUGCAAACCCCUAACCCCCCCGGUACAACAGAACAGUAGUAAAGACAACACAGCGCAGGGGGAAAAAUCUAAACACUGCUGAUUUGAACGCUGUGGAAAUACGGCACUGGUUUCGUUGGUGGUGGUGUGUUUGUAAAAAAAGAGCUGAAGUGCACUUUCUUAUGAAUGGAAGCGGGGCAGGAAAUGAGCAGAGGUGGUGAUCACAUGGUUGUGUCGACGGUUGUGUAGGGAGAAUGUCAUCGGUGCUGGACUGAGAUUUCCCAAAAGUGUCUGAACACUAAAAGCGUCUUUGUUCUUACUGGUUUUCCAGUGGAACAAAAGGUGGGCUUAGUCAGGAGACACCUUUUUUGGGAGAACUCUGAACAAGGAAGUGUGAUUUUCAGCAUGUUUUUUAGUGAGGAGGUGCAAUUAUUAAAUUUAAAAUGGAACAAAGGGGUUAUUGUCCCUAAUGAGGCGCAUGGAUGUGCUGAGACACGCAGAUCCAUUUUGAAGAAAUUCCCUAAUUUGUUCUGCUUCUUUCUCCCCCAACCACCCCCCUCUGUUUUGGCAAAUGAGGCCACAAGGGGGCAGUUUCCCUUAGCGUCGUGUGUGGGACAGAGGCCAAGACAGACAGAGAGAAGG
Messenger RNA from Sebastes umbrosus (honeycomb rockfish), 4170 nucleotides. RefSeq names its product fibronectin leucine rich transmembrane protein 2 (gene flrt2). The transcript is spliced from 2 exons. The record is from RefSeq and is a predicted model, not a curated record. Gene Ontology annotation, molecular function: protein binding. Bases 1137 to 3119 code for a protein of 660 amino acids. Lineage: Eukaryota; Metazoa; Chordata; Actinopteri; Perciformes; Sebastidae.